Messenger RNA from Exophiala oligosperma, 1044 nucleotides. RefSeq lists its product as uncharacterized. Gene Ontology annotation, molecular function: 2-dehydropantoate 2-reductase activity. The transcript has 3 exons. The coding region runs from base 1 to 1044 and encodes 347 amino acids. Gene Ontology annotation, biological process: pantothenate biosynthetic process. NCBI's taxonomy places the organism in Eukaryota, Fungi, Ascomycota, Eurotiomycetes, Chaetothyriales, Herpotrichiellaceae. Gene Ontology annotation, cellular component: cytoplasm. The record is from RefSeq and is a predicted model, not a curated record.
AUGAUUUCUCAACCCUCCAAGGCCAAUGUCUUGCUGGUCGGCAGCGGUGGCGUGGGCACCAUGGGCGCCUAUGCCCUGGAGACUGGAGGCAAGGCAGAGGUCACUGCUGUACUGAGGUCAAACUACGAGGCUGUGAGCAAGCAAGGAUUCUCCAUCGACUCGAUUGAGCACGGUGACGGCAUCGUAGGCUGGAAGCCAACGACGUUGGUCAACAGAGUGCCAAGUGUGGCUGAGGAGGGACUGAAACCUUUCGACUUCAUCGUGGUCACCACGAAGAACGUCGCCGAUGUCAGCCCGACCGUCGACGAGGUGAUUGAGCCCGCCGUGACCCCAGGCCACAGCGUGAUCGUCCUAGUCCAAAACGGCCUGAACAUCGAGAAGCCAGUCAUUGCCAAGUAUCCCGGCAACACCGUGCUCUCGGGUGUGUCGUUGAUCGGGGCGACGGAGACGGCAUGGGGGAAGAUCCGACAUGACGACAAGGACAUUGUCAAAAUCGGACCGUACAAGUCGCCCAACGUGACCGAACAAGACUCGACCGCCGCCGCCCAGAAAUUUGUCGAGAUCUACAAUGCUUGUGGCAAGGUCGAGGCCAUCUACGACGACAACGUGCCCUUUACGAGAUGGAGGAAGUUGAUUUACAACUCCUCGUUCAACUCGGUGGCGACCAUCUUGCGAAUGGACACGACGAGAAUGAGAAUUUCCGAACACGUCAUCGACAACCUGAUCCGACCUGCCAUGCUGGAAAUCAAGAGCACUGCCAAAGCCGCUGGGAUUGAGUUGCCGGACGAUAUUGCCGAGGUCAUGAUCAGAGUCGAUCCCAAAGAGACGUAUUUCAAGCCUAGCAUGUGUCAAGAUAUCGAAAAGGGCAAUUAUAUCGAGUUUGAAAACAUCGUUGGAGAACCCAUGCGUGAGGCCGAGAAACUUGGUGUCUCGACUCCGGUGUUGAAGAUCAUCUAUGGUAUCCUAAAAGGUUUGCAAUGGAAGACGAUGGAGGCCAAAGGUUUGGUCGUGCCUAAAUGGAGCGAUGAUAGUGUCUAUGGCUAG